Molecule: messenger RNA, 183 nt
Organism: Histoplasma mississippiense
Lineage: Eukaryota; Fungi; Ascomycota; Eurotiomycetes; Onygenales; Ajellomycetaceae
Exons: 2
Coding region: 1-183 (60 amino acids)
Source: RefSeq, a predicted model, not a curated record
AUGCCGCCCGUCCUUUUCCCCGUACUUCUCAGCGACGAAUGCCAAAUACCCCAACAGGAUAUUCAACAAAGGAGCUGGGGUGAUGUUGGAGUUGGCUGGAGUUGGUUGUCGCAUGUGGAAGCUCGCUGGAAAGGAUUUGAUGUUCUUCAGAGCCUGCUGCAUGAGUCAGCUGAGUCCACGUGA